AUGCUUAUUCUUGCAACACUGAUCAACAUCGUGAUGUCUUCCUCUGGUGAAGAGUCUCCCAAUCCUGGAGCAAAUCCUGUGGUUGUAGUUGUUGGUGAUCCAUCAAGAAUAGAAGUAGCCAAGCUGGUACAAAACCUUACCAAAAGAGAGAGUACCUCACGUAUACUAAGAGCACGGACUACGCCAUACAGUAGAACUACACGAAGAACAACAGCUGUUUCUUCUACUCCAAAAUUGCACAAUUAUACGGCACCAGUCCUAUCAAAUAACGCAAUAACCAUACAUCUCAAAAUUGAAACAAGUGAUAUCACCGCAUUUAAUACCGAAUACACACCAAUCAUACUAUUCAUGGAUUCAAAUGGACAUGAACAGUCUCAUGUUGUGAUAACCCCUGACAUGUAUGAGGAUGAUCACAACUCGUUUAAAAUUGAAAUUGAUGUCCCUGAUCAUUCACUAGAAAGGGUAUCUUUUGUAGGAAGGAAUAAGGUAACAAAAAAGUACGAGUUGUGGUCGAGUGGAUACAAAUUCAAUUCAACAACUAAAGUCUUCGAAUACACUCCAUGA
Molecule: messenger RNA, 564 nt
Organism: Enterospora canceri
Lineage: Eukaryota; Fungi; Microsporidia; Enterocytozoonidae
Source: the annotation of a GenBank genome assembly